AUGGCCGAUCACCAGCCCACAGGAAAUGGCGCCUAUCAAAUCCAAUUGUUUCAUCCCGAGCUAAAACACCUCCCCUCGUCAAUCUCAUCACUUCUCUCGUCCUACUCUGGCAUCCCAGUUGAACAGCAGAAAGAACACAUCACUUCCGUCCGAAAUCGUGCCUACAAGUCAUACCCGUAUCCUUGCCUGGGGAGGUGGCGAUUCCUGGAUCUCGAUCUAGCCAGCCAUCCACUCUACCAUAGCCAUAUCCUCCCGAUGCUCAAGGGGGAAACGGCAGCCGAAGUCGAUGGUGCCGACAGGGCCGCUUGGAUCUUUCUCGACCUCGGGUGUUGUCUCGGCCAAGAUGUCAGGAAAUUACUCUUCGACGGAGCAGACCCUGCGAGGAUCUAUGGUGCCGAUCUGCGGCCCGAGUUCAUCGACAUGGGUUACGAGCUCUUUAGGGACGAGAACACGUUUCCGAGGACCGAACACUUCAUCGCGCCGGCCGAUGUCUUCGACUUCUCAACAGACAGCGAACUGAGCAAGAAAUGUGACGGCCAGGUGCGCAUCUUACAUUCAACUGCGGUGUUCCACCUGUUCAAUUGGGAGGAACAGGUGACGAUGGCGAGACGGUGUCUCCAGCUGUUGACUUCGAAGACCGGGAGAGCCCUGAUAUGCGGCGGCCAAGUAGGCAACCUCGACGCUGGGGAGUUUGCGCGACGCAGGAGGGAAGGAACACGAUUCAGACACAAUGAGGAGAGUUGGAAGAGAUUGUGGGAAGAGGUUGUUCAGAUGGACAGGGGGGUUCGUAAUAUCAAAGCACUCGAGGUGCAUUCCAUCAUGGAGGAGCGGAACACCGAUCGGUUCAGGCAAGACUUGGAGGCCCUCCAGUCACAGGAUGGUGGGAUCAACGCCCAGGGCAGCAACACGGAUCAAAGACAGAUAGGCAGCAUAGAGGAGGGGUUCCGGUGGAUGAAGUGGUGGGUCUGGAUUGAUUUCGCGUGA
Cladophialophora carrionii CBS 160.54 is the source of this 984-nucleotide messenger RNA. RefSeq lists its product as uncharacterized. The transcript has a single exon. The coding region runs from base 1 to 984 and encodes 327 amino acids. NCBI's taxonomy places the organism in Eukaryota, Fungi, Ascomycota, Eurotiomycetes, Chaetothyriales, Herpotrichiellaceae. The record is from RefSeq and is a predicted model, not a curated record.